GAAGCAGCGUUACUUUCUACAUACUCCAAAUGGCUGUGAACUAAUCUCUCGCCAAAUGCACAGACAGAGCGAAAAACAGAGAAACACACAUUGACCACCAUUGAAGCACCUUCUCAGAACCUCCGCAGCGACCACCCACCUGCAUCAGCAUUCCCCUCUGCGCCGCCUCAUCCUUCAAAACUGUGCUCUCUUCUGCGCCCUCAACGGUCGGCGAGUUCUACCCACCCACCCGCCCCUCCUCUUCGUUCAGUACUCAAUCUGGCGUUUACCUGGGCAAAUUCACUUGCGCGAGCCCUCCUAUUUCGAUCGAUUUUAGCCUAGUUUAAGCCCACAUUCCCUCGGAAUCUGACUUGGGUCCAGCUAGAUUUGAUCAGCUUCCGAUCCAAUUUGAUGGAGCCGACAGCUCUAACCCUAGCCGGAUCCACCGACGCCGCGCUGGAGUCGUUCCUCAACGAGGAAAUCCGGCACCUGAUAGCUCCGCCGCCGGAGAGCGCCAAUUCCUUCACGGCGCUCCUCGGGCUCCCUCGGACUCGGGCCAUCGAGCUCCUCCACUCGCCGGAAACGCCAAAUUCUCCGGGCGUCGCCGUCUCUGGCAACCCCACGAGGCCGUACUUCAACUGCCUCGGUGACGGCGGCGGCGGCUUCGCUUUUGCCGCGGACUCUGAACUCGUAGUGCCCGCUGCGAGGUACUCCGUCUUCGCCGGAGAGAAGAACGACUCUCUGGAGACCAGCUCACAGAAGGUGAAGAACGAGCCCUUGACGGAGUCCGACUCGAACCACAACUCGUCGUCGCAGCCGUUAGUGUCUGAUCCGACGGUGGAAAACAAGGGGCAGAGGCCGCCCAAGAGGAAAGACCGAGAGAAGAAGGGGAAAGCGUCGGCGAAAAAGAGCAAAAAUGAGAGCUCCGAAGUUGCAGAGGAGCUUCCUUAUGUCCACGUCCGAGCUCGUCGCGGUCAAGCCACUGAUAGCCAUAGCUUAGCAGAGAGGGCGAGAAGAGAGAAAAUAAAUGCUCGGAUGAAGCUGCUACAAGAGCUCGUCCCUGGUUGCAGCAAGGUAGCUUUACUUGGUACAUGGUGUAUAGAUAAACCUCAACAACAUUCUGAAGGUAGCGAGAUAUCCGGUACAGCUACGGUGUUGGAUGAAAUCAUCAAUCAUGUGCAAUCUUUACAACGCCAAGUUGAGCUACUGUCAAUGAGACUUGCGGCAGUUAACCCAAGGGUCGAUUUCAACAUGGAUAGCAUUUUUGCAGCAGAAAACGUGUCUCUGGUAGAGAGUAAUUUUCCCAGCAUGGUUAUGCCGCUCAUGUGGCCUGACGUCCAGGUUAAUGGAAGCAGACAGCAGUACCACCAGCAAUGGCAGUUUAAUUCGCUUCCGCCGCCAGUUUGGGGAAGGGAACAAGACAAUCAUAAUUAUGUCACCCCAGAGAAUUCUCUAUUGAGUUACGAUUCUCCAGCAAAUUCAGGAUUCCCAAUUUGUCGGACUAAGUCCUUUUUCAUCUCUCCUUUGCAGCGUCUUUGCACUCAAGAGCCACCGAAAAUGGAGCUAUGAAGGUGGAUUGAGGGUCCACUCGUAGUCUUAGUAAUUGGUGUAUAUAUUAGCAAGAUAUGAGAUUACCCCUUUAGCAGGAAGUAGGAGGCAUCAGAUUCCAUUUAACCUGGGUUUCCCUGCUUCUACCUCAAGUUUUCUUCUAAUUUUGGUCCUAUGGAUUCUUAUAAUUAGCAGCGGAAGGAAACCCAUAUUUCUUCCAAAUUGAAGUAGAAAAUUCCAUACAUAAUCCGUAUAUCUGUACGUAUAUCAUUCACUAACUCUGAGGAUGAGUAAGUCAGCGAGUCUUCAUGAGAAGAUAAGACUGGUCCACAAUGUACAAUGACAGAACCCUCUAGACUAUGAUGGAAGUAAAAUUCCGUGCCGUGAUGCAUAUUUGCCUA
This is a messenger RNA of Rhodamnia argentea, 1928 nucleotides long. Its product is annotated as transcription factor bHLH60-like. Gene Ontology annotation, molecular function: DNA-binding transcription factor activity; protein dimerization activity. The coding region runs from base 391 to 1548 and encodes 385 amino acids. Gene Ontology annotation, biological process: regulation of DNA-templated transcription. NCBI's taxonomy places the organism in Eukaryota, Viridiplantae, Streptophyta, Magnoliopsida, Myrtales, Myrtaceae. Gene Ontology annotation, cellular component: nucleus. The record is from RefSeq and is a predicted model, not a curated record. The transcript has 8 exons.